UCAAUAACAUCCGCUUUGGUGAUGUCUUGUAGAUCGGAUAAAAACGCAGCAUUGUAUCCCACCGCUCUGUCCCCUGCAACAUUCCUGCUAGUUCUCUUUGCACUCCAGUUACUUUUGGGUCGUUUCAAGGGCUUCGGAGCAGGAAAAGAGAAACCCGAAACUCCACAAUGGCAGCAAUUCUCCUCCGGUCCCUUUUGAACAAGAAGGUGCCCCUACACCUGGGUCGCCUUUGUUACUCCUCCUCCUCAGUGCCCACCACCAAGCUGUUCAUCGAUGGCAAGUUUGUUGAGUCCAACAGCUCUGAAUGGCUUGACAUUCACAACCCUGCCACUAAUGAGGUGGUGGGACGUGUUCCCAUAGCUACCGAGGAGGAGAUGCUGGCAGCUGUUGACUCCUGCUCCAGAGCCUAUGGGUCCUGGUCCGAGACCUCCAUCCUCAGCAGGCAGCAGAUCUUCCUGCGCUACCAGCAGCUCAUCAAGGAUAACAUUAAAGAACUGGCUAAAUUGAUCACCUUGGAGCAGGGCAAAACUCUGGCUGAUGCAGAGGGAGAUGUGUUUAGAGGACUCCAGGUGGUUGAGCAUGCCUGCAGCAUUACCUCUCUCAUGCUGGGGGAGACGUUGCCUUCCAUCGCCAGGGACAUGGAUACCUACACCUACCGCCUGCCCAUCGGAGUGUGUGCCGGUAUCGCUCCGUUUAACUUCCCCGCCAUGAUUCCUCUGUGGAUGUUCCCCAUCGGCAUGGCUUGUGGCAACACCUACCUGAUGAAGCCCUCUGAACGGGUCCCAGGGUGCACCAUGCUCCUGGCCAAAUUGCUCCAUGACGCCGGCGCACCAGAUGGUACACUCAACAUCAUCCACGGCCAGCAUGCAGCGGUGAACUUCAUCUGUGACCACCCGGCCAUCAAAGCCAUCAGCUUUGUGGGCUCCAACACGGCUGGAGAGCACAUCUACGAGCGGGGAUCUAAGAACGGCAAGAGAGUGCAGUCCAACAUGGGUGCCAAGAACCAUGGUGUGGUGAUGCCUGAUGCCAACAAAGAGAACACCAUCAACCAGCUGGUGGGGGCUGCUUUCGGUGCAGCUGGUCAGCGCUGUAUGGCUCUCUCCACUGCUAUUUUUGUAGGAGAAUCUCGCAAAUGGCUCCCAGAGCUGGUGGAGCGCUCUAAGUCACUCCGCGUCAGCGCAGGUGAUCAACCUGGGGCAGAUGUGGGUCCCCUGAUCUCUCCUGAAGCCAAGGCCAGGGUGGAGUCUUUGAUCCAGAGUGGGGUGGAUGAGGGUGCCAAGCUGCUGCUGGACGGGAGGAAUGCCAACGUCAAAGGAUAUGAAAAUGGAAACUUUGUAGGACCCACCAUCCUGAGCAGUGUUACGCCGAGUAUGAAGUGUUACACAGAGGAGAUCUUUGGACCGGUGCUUGUCGUCCUGGAGGCUGACAGUCUUGACGAAGCAAUUUCUUUAAUCAACAGUAACCCUUACGGCAACGGCACCGCCAUCUUCACCACCAAUGGAGCCACAGCACGCAAAUACACACAUGAGGUGGACGUUGGCCAGAUUGGCGUGAACGUGCCCAUCCCUGUCCCCCUCCCCAUGUUCUCCUUCACUGGCUCCAGAGGCUCAUUCAGAGGAGACACCAACUUCUAUGGCAAGCAGGGCAUCCAAUUCUACACUCAGAUCAAGACUGUGACAUCCCAGUGGAAGGCGGAGGACACCACUCUGACGAGCCCAGCUGUUACCAUGCCAACCAUGGGGCGUUAAAUUGACGACACAUCUAACGUAACCUUCAGUGAUUUCUCAUAUGCCUUAAGAAGAAGAUCAUGGAAGGAAUUUUAAAAAAAGGUCCCCUUUUGAGAAAUAUCCACACUGGGGAUUAUUAGUUAGCAAAAAAAAUUUAUUUCGAACAUCGAGGACGAUGUUGUUGCACAAACACACAAAAAUGCAAAUUACAGACGGGAGAGCUUAGCUGGACUAAUGCAAUGAAUGGUGCUGUGAAUCUCUUCAUGAGUUUGUUGUCAUUUCUACCAGUUUUCUCCUGUUUGUGUCCUGUUCUGGGUCCUUGGGUACUCUGGUGUCACAUUUCUUAUAAGUAGAAUCAAAAGGAUCAGAUUCUGCCUUUUUUAAAGCGGUGUCUGCAGAUGUCUUCCACCAUUUCACUCUGUGGUUCUUUUGGCUUGUUCUGUUUAUCAGAGCGUUGUGUAGCUACUUGAAAAGUACAUAUAAAUGGAGCAAAUGCGUCAUUAGAACAAGAGCCUAGUUAAAACUGAAAUAAUGGUUGUAGUUCUUGUCCCUCUAAAUGUAUAUCCUACUGUCCAGUGUUGGGACUAAUGUGUUUUCGGUGUCACAUAGAGGCUCGAGGGUUUGUACUGUAUUGUCGGAGUGAUGCUGAAAGGUAUAAAAGUUCAAUUGCAUUGUUUUACAUUUUAGCUCCUUGAAACUUUGUCCCCUUGACUUCUUCUUAGGUCUUUGUGGCUGAAGAUUAAAAGACGAGAGUCUGUAGUUCACUCUUUGAAUAAAGACACUAAUUUGACUAAA
This is a messenger RNA of Cottoperca gobio, 2522 nucleotides long. Its product is annotated as methylmalonate-semialdehyde dehydrogenase [acylating], mitochondrial-like. NCBI's taxonomy places the organism in Eukaryota, Metazoa, Chordata, Actinopteri, Perciformes, Bovichtidae. Gene Ontology annotation, molecular function: methylmalonate-semialdehyde dehydrogenase (acylating, NAD+) activity. The coding region runs from base 168 to 1748 and encodes 526 amino acids. The record is from RefSeq and is a predicted model, not a curated record. Gene Ontology annotation, biological process: thymine catabolic process; L-valine catabolic process. Gene Ontology annotation, cellular component: mitochondrion. The transcript is spliced from 12 exons.